CGUGCGCAGUCGGGCUCUUCCCGCUCGGCGGGGUUGGGCGCGGUGCCGGCGCUCCAAGGGCAGGCGGACAUGGCGGCCGUGUCGGCGCUGAGGGGCGGCCUGCGCGGGGCCCUCCUGGCGCAGCAGCAGCAGCGCGCCUGGAGCUCGGGCUCGGGCGCAGACCAGCUGGGCGAGCUGGGCAAAGGCGCUGGGAAGGGCGGCGGUGGCGGCGGCUCCAUUCGCGAGGCCGGAGGGGCUUUCGGUAAGAAGCAGGCGGCCGAGGAGGAGCGUUACUUCAGGGAGAAGGAACGGGAGCAGCUGAAGGCCUUAAGGAGGCACCACGAAGAGGAGAUCGAUCACCACAAGAAGGAGAUCGAGCGGCUGCAAAAGGAGAUCGAGAGGCACAAGCAUAAGAUCAAGACGCUGAAGGAUGAUGACUAAGCUGCUGCUGCUGGGUGUUGUUUGCCUCUGGUGUAAAACAGCCGUGCGGGCUGCGUGCUUUGGCCAAAGUUAUCCACGUGUGUUGUGUUAUACUGUGGUUGGCAACAAUGUCAAAUAAACUGCUCAGUGGCUCUUC
Molecule: messenger RNA, 556 nt
Organism: Lagopus muta (rock ptarmigan)
Lineage: Eukaryota; Metazoa; Chordata; Aves; Galliformes; Phasianidae
Gene: ATP5IF1
Product: ATP synthase inhibitory factor subunit 1
Exons: 3
Coding region: 70-420 (116 amino acids)
Biological process (GO): negative regulation of ATP-dependent activity
Cellular component (GO): mitochondrion
Molecular function (GO): ATPase inhibitor activity
Source: RefSeq, a predicted model, not a curated record